AUGAGAAGCGACAUACUGAUAAGCUUCAUUGACGGCACCAGACAAUCCAGCGAAGCGUUCCAUCAAAACGAGCAAUACGGCAAAUUUAUGACACCAAUGACCGGAAGAACUUUGAGAAUCAAGAACACUAACUAUCGCUCAGGAGCCUACUAUGUACAAUAUUUUGUAAGAGAGCUAUACGACAUCCUCAUUAUAAAGCUCCUGUUAUUCUCCAAAAUGGCUGUCAAUGCCUGGGGUGGCUAUAUUCUGCUAGUCGUGUCGCCAAUUGGGACCAUAAGCAAUUUUGCUGUUAUAAUAUUGUGCUAUCGUUUACAAUUCUUCAAAAACUCAUUUGGAUAUCUCACAGCGAAUCAGGCACUGGGAGCAGCAUUGCUAAACUCAGGCUAUCUCUUCUACAUCGUUCCAACGAUGAUAUUUAACAUUGAAAUAUUCGAAACCUGUUCACAUCAUUUUUGCUAUGCAAUUUUAAUUGGUUACGAGCUAUCAACUCAAUCGCAUUUUUUGAUAUCUCUUAACCGAUUUCUAGCAUGCUAUACCCCAAUGGCAUAUGACACUAUUUUCAGCACUUUUGCCACAAAAAUAAUUAUUAUCCUAACGUGGACUUAUGCAAUUGGAGUUUGCACACUCUUUUAUAUUAUACUUGAUUGUAGGAUUUUCUUCAAUCCUCGCGAUGGCUUCUUCUACUAUCUUGAAACGCCGACGUGUGACUUUAUUUCCUGGUACGCCGAUUUUUGCAAGUUCGCUUUACUCGUUGUUCUUAUAAUCGUUAUGGACAUCUGCACUGUUUUAAAGAUUCGAUCCCUCAAUAAAAAGAUCGGACAAGCCGUUUUGAAUCGAGAAGCAAUCAAGAAGCGAAAAAGGGAUAUGAAUUAUUUGAAGCAAACCGUGUUCCAGGGAAUGGCAUUCGCCUUUGAUCUUGCAGCAUUUUUUAUUAUUUCCCCAUUUGUAGAAGAUCAAAAUGUUCGAUUCUUGAUGACAACAUUCACUUGGUCAUUUAUUCAUACAAUCGAUGGGUAA
Caenorhabditis bovis is the source of this 1017-nucleotide messenger RNA. NCBI's taxonomy places the organism in Eukaryota, Metazoa, Nematoda, Chromadorea, Rhabditida, Rhabditidae. The record is from the annotation of a GenBank genome assembly.